Messenger RNA from Ciona intestinalis (vase tunicate), 3228 nucleotides. NCBI's taxonomy places the organism in Eukaryota, Metazoa, Chordata, Ascidiacea, Phlebobranchia, Cionidae. The record is from RefSeq and is a predicted model, not a curated record.
AUUACAACACAAAACACGGGAAGGCGUACUAUGAAUGGCAUUUAUUUUUCACAAUUACGCCGCAUGAAAACGCAACUAUCUACAACUACAUUGAAAACUCCAUUCGUUGCCUACCACCAGCCAUUUUUGUCACGAAAUUUGAGAUUUGUUUUUCUUAGCUAGCAGGUAGACUGUUUAUUACGAAAUAGUAUGGAUUCACACGUGAGUUCAUCCAUCAUAAUAGCGAUUGUUUGACCUGGCAACUAAUUACGACAUAAUAGCAUUUCACACGGCGAUUAUUUGCGUUAUAAUAGGGAUUGGCACCUCAUCAUUUAGCAUGUGUAAGAAAUUUAAAAACGGGCUUAAAUGUUUUCUUUUUUUCUUUUUCUUUUAAUUUGAAAAAAGAUCCGGAACCGGAUCGAGAUUUCCCAUUUGAACAUCACUGUUUAGCACGUGUAAAACUUUAUUUUAUUUUUUCACCAAUAACAUUACUGUAAAACUCAAAAUUUGGGGGGGACCGUGGCCCCUCAGGCACCCCCUUGGCGACGCCCAUGUGUGGGAGUUUUAACACAGAUAAUGUAAUUGCUCCAACCCGGUGGUAACUAAUGGGUUGUCCAAAUCGUCAGCCAUACAAGAAAUCACCCCCAAAGUUACAUACGUGAUAACUCGUACGAGGUGUAUAAAACAGAACACCUGUGUUAUAAAGUUUGCCGUUGGCUGUUUGAACUUGUAAAUGGUAGAUCCACCAACCACUUUGCCACAGCGCCUAGAAAUAUAUUCGAACGAUGCUUUGUCACUUUAGAUUGGAUGGCCUUCUUUUGUGCAACGAUGCUGCAACCCAAGAGUAACUUACAGUCUUACCAAAGAGAUGUUUUAAUUUCUUUGGUUUUACUGAUUAGGAAAAAAUGGUCGGCGUAAAACAAAAUAAAAAUAUAUAAAACAUCUAUGUCAAAACGUCUUGGGGCCAUUCCCCAUAAAUUCCCCUUGCCGAAAGUUGGCAAUUCUUGCUUUUUCAUGAAAAAAUAAAAUGCAUUUCCAAUAUAUCAGUUUACUUGUUGGUAGACAUGCUUUGAAGUUACGUUUACCUGUCAAUCAAACACUAUUAGUUUCAAAGUCGACGUUACGAAAUGCAAAGCAAAUUUUAAAAGCCGAAUUUCAAAAAUGCACUUGGUUAAAGAAUAAGAAUAUCAAGCGUUUGGCACAGUUUACUGCGAUCAGUGGUACAGCUAUAGUUUCAGUAUCUCAAGCCUUAAAGUUAAGCGGUUCCCAUGUAAUAUGCCACGGAUUAGAAAAACCGAUUGAAGCAGAAAAUAAUGUUGUUGCUAAAGAGUUUUCAUGGACAGAGUUCUUCAACGACUAUUUGCUGCCAGAGAUUCUACCUCUUAGUCUGGCAAUUAUGAGUGCUUUGGUGGGUGCAUUCGUUAACAUGAAGAUCCCGGGUGCCUUGGGGGAACUUAUUAAUAUAUUGAACCAACAAGCUCAAACUGGUUUGUCAAAUGUGGCUGAUUAUAUGAAAGGACUUCGUGAACCAGUCAUACAGUUAAUGGCUCUGUAUUUAUGCCAGGGGUUCACAACCUUUCUUUAUAUUUCAUUAUUGAGCCAUCUGGGCGAAAAUGUGGCUUGCAAACUGAGAACAAACUUAUUUAAAAGUUUUCUCCAGCAAGAUGUUGCGUUUCAUGAUGAACAUAAGACGGGGGAACUUAUUGAUAGACUUACUUCUGAUGUUCAGGAUUUCAAGAGUUCUUUCAAGCUGUGUGUAUCGNAAGGAAUACGUAGUUCCACCCAAACUGUUGGUUGUAUAUGUAGUUUGUAUUCUACCUCACCUAAGUUAACCCUAGCACUUGCUGGUACAAUUCCAUUGAUUGUUUUGUUUUUAUUUCCAGGUCAGCUGAUGUCGUUCUUGGUAUCGGCACAAAUGAUCCAACGCUCUUUAGCUUCGUUGUCGGUGUUAUCUGGAACAGCUGUACGUGGUGUUACUGCUGGUGGAAGGGUGUUUGAAUAUAUACACAAACAACCAAGCAUACCCACUCAUGGUGGUCGUAUUAUUCCAUACCAUUGUUUACUUGGACAUUUAAAGUUUGACGAUGUUCACUUCACGUACCCACAACGCCAGGGCCAUGAAGUAUUAAAAGGAGUCUCACUUGAUAUUAAGCCAUGCCAGACUGUGGCGUUGUGUGGAUUGUCUGGAGCAGGUAAAUCAACUGUGGCAAGCCUAGUUGAAAGGUUUUACGACCCCACCUCUGGUAAAGUAACUUUAGACGGCAUAAAUAUUUCGGAACUCGACCCUUCAUGGCUUAGAGGGAAAGCUAUUGGUUAUAUUAACCAGGAACCCGUUCUAUUCUCUGGUAGUGUGGAAGAAAACAUUAAAUAUGGGAAUCCGGAAGCAAGUAAACAAGAAGUGAUCAAGGCGGCCAAACUUGCAAAUGCUGAUGCGUUUAUUCAAAACUUUCCUGAUGGUUAUAAUACCAUAGUGGGUGAAAGAGGGGUCUCGUUAUCAGGGGGUCAGAAACAAAGGAUUGCCAUUGCGAGGGCACUGCUUAAAAAUCCAAGUAUUCUUAUACUUGAUGAAGCAACUAGCGCCCUGGACGCCGAAUCUGAGCGUUUGGUGCAAGAGGCGCUUGAUCACGUGAUGGUCAACCGGACAGUCCUUGUGAUAGCUCACCGACUCAGCACGAUCAAAAAUGCCGAUGUCAUUGCGGUGAUGAAAGGGGGAAGGGUUGUUGAGGUUGGAAACCAUAAAGAUUUAAAAAAGAAAGGAGGAAUUUACUCAGAACUUAUAAAACUACAAGAAUCCAAUGAGUGACUUAAUGUUUGUUUAAUUUAUCUUAAUAAAAAAAUCCUUUAUUCUGCCACAUAUUUAAUCAUUUAACUAUAUCGACUUAAUUUGAUUUAUUUUUGGGGAUUAUUGGUUUUAAUCUUGGACCUAAUACAUAACAUGCCAAUUUUUUUUCUAUAAGGUAACCGUUAUUACAAUCAGAAGACCUGUGUGAAAAACAUUACCAUUUAGUUAGUUUUGUUGUUAAAGUUUGACCCUAUUUGGAGCAAUUGCCGUUAAGAGUCUUGCCCAAUGACACAUACACCCACAAUGAUAGCAGCGAUGAGCCUUAAACCCAUUACCUCUGUUCUGUCUCCAGUUUUUUUUUCGACCCAGUGGUAUAUUUCUUUAGAAGUAACAAACAUUUUAUUUAUACAAUACCUGACAGUGGCAACAAAGGGAAAAAAAUUUGGAGCUAAAUGCUCCCACCAUAA